ACUACACUUUUAGACGAGUUCUCGGAUUUUCUUUCCAUAACUGGGGACCAAAUUGUUUCUUCUAGAACCAGUUAGAUUCAUUUCACAUUUAGAAAGGUUUGGACCUAAAUGCCAAUAACGACUUAUUCAUUCUAGGAACUAACUUGGCACCUCUGUAGUGACGCAGAUAAUCCCAUGGAUCAUCAAGUUCCUUUCGUCCCUUCUGUAGAGGUUUUAGUGGAGGCUUUGAUUGUCAUUUCAUCGGCAGCAGUUACUGGACCUCCAAGUUCAUGGAUUGUUCGAGCCAUAUUCUGCUCGCAUCAUCCCAGCGUAGUCAUUCGACAUUGGUUAAUUAGAAAAAGAGAAGAUGUUUGGAAGAGAUUGCAAAAGUGUCUCAAAAUUUGUGGUUUUGAUGUUACUACUUUUUUGUCUACCAACGCGGAAAGUGUUUGCAAGAGUCUAUUUGGACCAAUGGGUCUAAUGAGUCCUAAAACUUCGGAGCAGCAAGAGGCAGUAUAUUCCUUGUCCACCAUGAUGUCUCUGGCACCAGAAGAUACAUUUACAGUGUUUAAGACGGCUACUUUUUUGGAUCCAUUGCUGCGAUCACCUAUUGUAAGUGCUGCAGCCUUUGAAAACUUGGUGAAGCUUGCAAGGUGUACAGUUCAGCCACUGUGUAACUGGGCUCUAGAAAUUUCAACUUCUCUGCGCUUGACCUCGAGUGAUGAAGUUGAUGCUUCAUCUGAUUUUCGUCCAUCAGUUGACAAGGCUGGGAAAACAUAUGAGGGUCCUUUUGAGAGGAUUAUAACGGCGUAUCCGUAUCUUGUUCUAUAUCAUGUGCUAGGUGUUGUUCCCGCAUAUCAAGCAUCAGUUGGACCUGCACUAAAUGAAUUGUGUCUUAGAUUGCAAGCUGCUGAUGUCGCAAAUGCGCUCUACGGAGUUUAUUCAAAAGAUCUUCGUGUCAAAAUGGCCUACUUAAACGCUGUAAAGGGUAUUCCUGCUGUUUCCAAAUGCUCCCUUCCUCAGAAUGCCCGCUAUGGUCAUGAUUUGGGGACUGAUUAUUCAGGAAUCUUUAAAGCACUUUCUCAUAUAUAUCUCAAUGUCUGUUUAGCUGCAGCAGAACUACUGGCUGAUGCUCUUCAUGAAAGCCCGACAUCAAGCCAGCUAUCUCUUUCCACUUUAUUUUCUCUGUACAUCUGUGAUGCUACGUCUGGUGAGGAUGUCUUUGAUGCUGGUUGGAUAGGAAGGCAGGGAAUUGCCUUAGCACUGCAAUCUGCUGCUGAUGUAUUGACAACAAAGGACCUUCCUGCUGUUAUGACCUUUUUUAUAUUCUGCGCACUGGCUGAUCCCAACAAAGAUGUUCGUGGAAAGAUGAUCAAUGCUGGUAACAUGAUUAUUGAUAAGCAUGGCAAAGAAAACAGCUUCAUCAUAUCUCUUAUCAUGUUGGCAUCUGAUGAGGAGGAAUAUGACCUGGUUCAGGGUGUUGUUAUAUUCACCGGAGCACUUAGCAAGAUGCUGCUCCUUAGAAAUAAGGUUCAGUUACUAAACUUGGGUCUUGAAGAUAAAGCAUGGAGAACAAAGCAAAACAGUGUACAGCUCCUCGGUGCUAUGGCAUUUUGUGCUCCUCAGCAACUGUCUCAAUGCCUUCCUAGGGCUGUGCCAAAACUUACAGAGGUUUUGACUGAUACACAUCCAAAUGUCCAGUCAGCUGGGCAGGUCACUUCAGCAGAGCCAAAGGAUAUGUUUCCUUACAUAGGAUUGCUCCUUCCUGAGGUUAGAAAAGUAAACUGCAGUUCUUACCAAAAUAAUGAGUUCUCUCAGGUUCUUGUGGAUCCAAUUCCCGAGGUACGUUCUGUUGCAGCAAGGGCUGUUGGGUCACUUAUUAGAGGAAUGGGAGAGAAUAAUUUCCCAGAUCUUGUUCCGUGGCUGUUUGAAACUCUAAAAUCUGAUACAAGCAAUGUUGAAAGAUCUGGAGCUGCUCAGGGAUUAACUGCAUCUGGUAGAACGUUUUCUCCUUAUAUUUCAGGUUAUAGCAGCUCUUGGGACAGAUUACUUUUGAGAAUAUACUUACUGACCUCAUUCGUCAUUGUUCUCAUCAAAAAGCAUCGGUCCGAGAUGGAUACCUUCCGCUUUUCAAGUUCUUACCAUGAUCCUUGGGUGCUCAAUUCGAGAAGUCUUGCCCAUGAGAAUGAAUCUGUUCGUGAUGCAGCCCUGGGGGCUGGCCAUGUACUGGUCGAGCACCAUGCUACAACGUCUCUGCCUCUUCUUCUUCCAGUUGUGGAGGAUGGUAUUUUCAAUGAUAAUUGGCGUAUCCGUCAAAGUUCUGUUGAACUGCUUGGGGAUCUAUUGUUCAAGGAAGAUCACUUGGAGAGCUGGUUAGGAAGCUUGGUGAAAGGGUGCUUCCUCUUAUCAUUCUUAUCUAAAGGACUGAAAGACCCAGAUGUUGAAAAAAGACAAUCAACUGGAUUGCAAGCAAUGGAUGAGAUUACCUCAAAUGUUUUUCAGAAACUUGCUCAGCCUCUUGAAGAUAUUGCAAGAAAAUUUAAAUCGAAGGAGUUGUGUUCAGGACUCGCUCAUGGAGUUGUUUCACGCUACUAUAAGUCAGAGCCAGUUCCAGAUAAUGUAAAUAAUCCCGUCGAUCAUCAAGCUCCUUUCGUCCCUUCUGUAGAGGUGUUAGUGAAGGCUUUGGUUGUCAUUUCAUUGGCAGCAGUUGCUGGACCUUCAAGCUCAUGGAUUGUUCGUUCCAUAGUUUCCUCGCAUCGCCCCAGCAUAGUUGGUACUGGAAAAAGAGAUGCUGUUUGGAAGAUCUUUCAAACACCGGAGGGGAUGAUUUUAAAUGAACAAGCUAUCUAUGUUGCUCAGACGAUUGGUGCCAAGUACACAAACCAGGAGCCGGCUAGAGAAGCUGCAAAUUCGGGGAGAAGGGACACUGCAAAGUUGGCCAAGAAAGCUGGAAGAGGCACGGGAACUGAUGCUCAAAGAGGAGGCCUCAACACGCUAAAAUGUUCACAGGAGAUGCCCUUGAGGAGAUGGGUCUUGCUAAUCAUGUGUUUUGUAACAGCUAGUUACCUUUUUGAGAGAAUUAUACACAGUCAGUGGCUGAAUCAGCAGAUGAUAUAUGGCCAUGGUCAUGAUUUGGGGACUGAUUAUUCAGGAAUCUUUAAAGCACUUUCUCAUAUAAAUCUCAAUAUUAAUUGGUCUUUACACUUUAUUUCUCUGUACAUCCGUGAUGCGACGUCUGGCGAGGAUGUCUUUGAUGCUGGUUGGAUGGGAAGGCAAGGAAUUGCCUUAGCACUGCAAUCUGCUGCUGACGUAUUGACAACAAAGGACCAUCCUGCUGUUAUGACCUUUUUGAUAUCCCGCGCACUGGCUGAUCCCAACACAUAUGUUCGUGGAAAGAUGAUCAAUGCUGGUAUCAUGAUUAUUGAUAAGCAUGGCAAAGAAAACGCAUCUGAUGAAGAGGAAUAUGACCUGGUUCGUGAGGGUGUUGUUAUAUUCACUGGAUCACUAGCAAAGCACUUGGCAAAAGAUGAUCCUAAAGUCCAUAAUGUUGUGGAAAAUCUGUUGGAGGUGUUGAACACACCAUCAGACUCUGUGCAACGAGCAGUCUUAACAUGCCUUUCUCCACUUGUGCUAUCAAAGCAAGCAAAACUCAGGGCGGGAGAUAUAGAAAUCAUUAGAGGAAGAUUCCUUUGCCUCAUAGACUAUGGAGUCAGAGUCCAAGAAGGAUAUCUUAGGAUUCUGAAGUUUCUCACCUCAAGCAACGACUCAAUGAAAAUAAUGAGGAAAGAUGGAUACUGCGCGGCGCAAAUAGAACUCGAGGAACAUCGGCAGCAUGAGCAGCUGCUUAAGAGAGAAAAUGAAUUCCUAAAUGUUGGAAAUUAGAUACCAAGUUUUUCUAUUUUUCUGUUACGAAUUAUAUAAAGUAAAUUAGUAUCAAGUUUUCCACUUAUUUUGCAGUUCAGGUUCUGUGAAAUUGAUUAAAAUUUACUAUUAAAAUGAUUAAGUGAUC
Arabidopsis arenosa is the source of this 3988-nucleotide messenger RNA. Lineage: Eukaryota; Viridiplantae; Streptophyta; Magnoliopsida; Brassicales; Brassicaceae. The record is from the annotation of a GenBank genome assembly.